GCCAUGUUUACACUCCGAAGGUUUUAUUUUGAGAUGCUGUGAAAGUUCCUAAAAUGCAACCUUAGCGUUGUUUGAUCGAUUAUGUAAGAUGGUUCAUUGGUAACAGGAGUUAUCGACUGUCAGGGCGAGUGCAAUGAGGACCCAUCGUGGAGUGACUGUCAUAGAACAACGGAUCAUCCAAGCAAAGAAAUGGAAGAAGCAGGAGAUGAAUCUGAGUGGUUGUCACCUGAUCACUCUUCAUCCAUCCAUCAGCCAGGAACCGCUCUUGUCCAUCCUGACCCAGCUUGAACUUGGUCACAAUUUACUGCGGUCGCUACCGGAGUUUACAUGGCAGUUAUGCAACUUGGAAAAAUUGAUCUUGAAGCACAAUUUCUUGCAAGAGUUGUCCGAAGGAGUGACCAAACUCAAGAAGUUGUCUUACUUGGAUGUGUCGCACAAUGAAAUCCAAGCCAUUCCACCUGCUGUGGCUCAGUUGGACAAGUUACAGUACUUUAACCUAUCUGGGAACCAGUUAAAGUAUUUAGAUCUCAGAAUUUUGUAUUUACCGCAGCUGCGUCGGUUUUUUGUCACCAAAAAUCCGAUUGAGAACAUCCCACGCGAUGUCUUCCUUGGAGGUUUGCGUAGCCUUCGUUGUUAUUUUGACAUUCCUAUCGACAUUCCAUCUCACGAUGACAGUUUGGAUUGUUCGUUAGACUCCUCCAUUCUUGAUGAAAUCCGACAACUCAAACUCCGGCCGUUUAGUACACCGCAAUCAAAAUCAACCCACCAAUCAGAACCUAGACAGGUCCUGAAUGCAAAGCUCCGACGUUCUAUCAGUUUUAGUUGUGAAACCUUGGCAGACUCUGGUAUUUAUUCCUUGGCAUCUCUUAAUCUUGAACAGCCAGUGUCUCGGCGACUGUCACUGUCAACAAAUGACAUCGAAACUUCAUUUGGUAUUCUUCCUGAGAGAAAAACACUAGAUCAGUUCCUUGGGAGUGAGAGUGAGAGCAACUGUGGGGACCAGGGUAGUGAUGAGUCCAUGCGGGCUCUUGAGUCGGAUGGUGACAUCACCUGUUGUUCUGAUUGCCAAUGUUCAGAGGAUACAGAUGAUUCACAGUAUCAAGAAAAAGUGCUAGAGAAUGGGUGCAAAGUUCUGAAACAUAAAAAUGUGACAGUGACACUACCGCCCAAGAAUGAAAGUGGUUAUGACCUUGGUGUGUUUGAACUGGAAAUUGUGGAAGACUUGUCUUAUUCGCCUGAUACCAGUGAACGUGCCGUCCAUGCCAGUCAGGUUGUUAGUAUGGAACCUCAUGGUACAAGAUUCACAACAUCAGAUCCAGCCCUGAUUGACAUUCCAAUUACCGUCCCAGUUGACUCUGUGCGGGAAAUUGUCUGUCUUUGUAGUGAGACAUCCAUUGGAGAAUGUGUUGAUUGGAAAGAGAUGGACAGUUCAUGUUUUGAGCUGAAAGGAAACCGAGUGAUCAUACAGACUACGCAUUUUAGCUUGUUCACUAUCCUGGUGAAAAAGUCAUUUCCAGAGACACGUCAGUUGAUCAGUGCUAAUCAGGGUGGCCGUAUCAUGGUCGAGGAAGUCCCCGGGGUUGGUGUGAUCUUCCCCAGGAGGUCACUUCAUGAGGACAUAGAGGCCAGGGUGAAGGUUGUGUAUGGUGAUGAACCCUACUGCCUAGACUUCAACCACGGUGAAGAACCCAGGGCCCUCGCAACCCCUGUGGUCAUGCUUGAACCACAUGGAUGCCAAUUCAAAGCAACAAAACAUCCCGUCGUCCUGUCUCUUCCGUUGCCAGACUGUGCUCGUAUCCAGAACCACUUCGGCCAGAAUGCUGAGAGAGAUUUGACCAUCUGGUGUAGUCAGACAGCAGAAGAAGAGGAACUGGACUGGCAUGAAGUGAAGGUUUCGUACAAAGUACGGGUGGAUGGUGACAGCAACUUCUGCGUACAGAUUCCAGUGCAGCACUUCUGUUGGUAUAGAGCACUCUGGGACUCGCUGGCUUCCAAGAUGUACGAAUGCAAAAUAGGUGUAACCUACUUCUACCCGUAUAUCCAGUUCUCCAUGAUGUGCCAGGCGAUGAUGGAUGAAAACCCUGACAAUCUCUCGUUUGGUUUGGAGGUGAUCUGUUACCAUAGUGACAAGAGGUUUCCUGAGGCGGGUAACUACAGGCAUAAAGUGGGAAGCAGCUUGAAGCCGAGGAUGAUCAAGAAAGGCUCCAUUGCAAUCAGGUUGAGAUCUGAUAACUUCGAGGCCGACACAGAAAAUGGGGAGAACCCAGAACUGCACAAGAUUGAGUUUGACUUCAGGGGGAGAGAGUUUGAGAAGCAGUUUGCUUGUGUCUAUAAGCAUAAACCAAAAGACAAGGGUGUAUUUGGGAAGGUGUUCGUAGAGCGACUGGUUCAGCCUGGAAUCGUUGAACCUCUCUUUGAAUUCAACCUUACCAAGAGUGGUCAUGAAGCUGAGACCAUUUUGGAGUCGACAGACAGGUGGUCGUUGUUGGCAGUCAAAGAACUUGCAAGUAUGUUGAACAUCACCAAUGAUGAAAACUGGAAAGUGUUUGCAAAGCACCUUGGCUUCACCAAUCAUGAAGUCAACCACAAGCUGGCCUAUACAGCAGAUCCAUUUGCGUUCAUGUUGGGCGUGUAUCAGAGUCGUGGGGGCACACCGGAUGAGUUUGUGCAGUCUCUCUAUAAAGUUGGGCGUGAGCUACGGAUGAAUGCGACUGGUGUGCCACUGAAGGAGCUGGAUCAGAUUGGAUUCACCCUGAAGAGUGGCCUUGCCAAGAGUCGCUUCAGCAAUAGCACCAUGGAGGAGGGUGAGAACAGUGAUGGAGACGACUAUGAGGAACCAAUUGAGGAUGUUGUGAAGAAAUUGGGGUCACACAAAUCUUCAACUCCCAAGAGAAAGAGAUCAAGUCGAGCUGGCUCAUCUGAAAGAUCCAUCACGAAGAAACGACGCCUAUCUCUAAAUUCCUCUGAGCACCUCAGUGACAUCUCAGUCGAAGAUGAGAGUUUCUUUGUUAAUAAACAGGAAAUGGACGAUUCAGAUCUUUGGCGUUUGUCUCAAGUGUUGUUACAAAGUUGGAAAAACCUUGGACGUGCUUUACGGAUCCCUGAGGAGGACCUUCUGAGCAUUGAGCACAGUCACAAGACUGAAGCAAGGGAAUGUGCCUAUCAGAUGCUCUUGAAAUUCAAGUGUCGUUAUCCUAACAAGUGUCGCUAUGGUUACCUGUACCGCAUUCUCUGUGAAAAUGGUCUGAAGGGGGUUGCCCAGAAACACUGUAAACCUGCCCCAGAAUCGGAUGAUGAAUGUCAGUAAUUGGGGGAUGGUUGUAAACUGCCAAUUCUCCAAUACACUCCAUUGGUUGUCGAAAGUUAUCAACAUUUUCUUGCUCUUGCUUGUACAAGUUGGUUUAGAAACAAGCACUCUUUGUGAAAUUGCAAAAAAAGUUGAUGACUUAGGAUGAUCAUUCUUCUUGCCUUUGUAAACUCACAUAAUAUGCAUUUUAACAGUUUAUACUAGCCAUGGAUGAAGCAUUUUUAAGUAUUUACAUUUUACCCCAGAAGAAAUCUUGCUCAAUACUCAAGUUAUACUUAAAUCAUCUCCAGAAAAGAAAUUUCUGGUAGUACACACAUGUUGUUCUUGGUCCUUAUUGCAUUUUCCUUAUU
Molecule: messenger RNA, 3657 nt
Organism: Lineus longissimus
Lineage: Eukaryota; Metazoa; Nemertea; Pilidiophora; Heteronemertea; Lineidae
Exons: 8
Coding region: 134-3307 (1057 amino acids)
Biological process (GO): signal transduction
Molecular function (GO): protein binding
Source: RefSeq, a predicted model, not a curated record